This is a messenger RNA of Grammomys surdaster, 1065 nucleotides long. Its product is annotated as cyclin-dependent kinase 4 inhibitor B. Gene Ontology annotation, biological process: negative regulation of cell population proliferation; regulation of cyclin-dependent protein serine/threonine kinase activity. The record is from RefSeq and is a predicted model, not a curated record. Bases 1 to 393 code for a protein of 130 amino acids. The transcript is spliced from 2 exons. NCBI's taxonomy places the organism in Eukaryota, Metazoa, Chordata, Mammalia, Rodentia, Muridae. Gene Ontology annotation, cellular component: nucleus. Gene Ontology annotation, molecular function: cyclin-dependent protein serine/threonine kinase inhibitor activity; protein kinase binding.
AUGUUGGGCGGCGGCAGUGACGCGGGCCUGGCCACCGCCGCGGCGCGGGGGCAAGUGGAGACCGUGCGGCAGCUCCUGGAAGCCGGCGCAGAUCCCAACGCCGUCAACCGCUUCGGGAGGCGCCCAAUCCAGGUCAUGAUGAUGGGCAGCGCCCAGGUGGCAGAACUGCUGCUGCUCCACGGAGCAGAACCCAACUGCGCCGACCCUGCCACCCUCACCAGACCUGUGCACGAUGCAGCUCGGGAGGGCUUCCUGGACACGCUUGUGGUGCUGCAUAGGGCUGGGGCACGGCUGGAUGUGUGUGAUGCCUGGGGCCGCCUCCCCGUAGACUUGGCUGAAGAGCAGGGCCACCGUGAUAUUGCAAGGUAUCUGCACGCUGCCACUGGAGAUUGAUGGCAGGUUCCCUCAGCCUCCUGCAAGGACUUUUUUCUCCCCAGCCCCAUCUAGGAAGACUACAGGCAUAAAGAGGAUCAGCAGCCUGCAGGCCUUCCAGAACUUGAACCCCAUCCAGGAAGGCAAAGCAGCUGAAUCUGGCUCUUGAUCCUCACCCUGAAGCCACGAGAAUCACCAAGGAGUAUUGUAUGUACCUUUCAGAACGUGGUGUAAAGUAGCAAGGGAAAUUCUUGAAUCUCCACAAGAUGCUGCUGCUGUGGGAACUGGAGACAGCUUGACAUUUGGGUGGGAGCAGUCAGUACCUUCCCCUGUGAACUCAAAAUGCACAUGAUCCUCAGGUGAGAGGGGAAACCUGGAGAGUUGAUGAGAGGCUCUGAGUGGUUCUGUGCACUGUCAUGUGUGGGGAAUUCACCUGCAAGAUGGCAUUUAUAGAAUACGAGGAGUCACCUCCAGCUCCACAAGGAAAAUAGUGAACCCACAGUUGCCUUGACAGACGCCACAUGUACACCGCCCGAUGGUGAAUUUUACUGUGUAGCAGUUUACUCUAUUCAAAAUAGUUUAAGAACCCCUUUAGAAAUUUUCUACAUUGGAGUUGCUCUUUAGUAACAGUGUAUUUAAUAAGGAAAACCUUUAACAGUGUAACAUCUGCUCCUCAGCAGAGGUGAGACUGAA